Vidua chalybeata is the source of this 2052-nucleotide messenger RNA. Its product is annotated as olfactory receptor 14J1-like. Bases 1067 to 1999 code for a protein of 310 amino acids. Gene Ontology annotation, biological process: G protein-coupled receptor signaling pathway. Gene Ontology annotation, cellular component: membrane. Gene Ontology annotation, molecular function: olfactory receptor activity; G protein-coupled receptor activity. The transcript is spliced from 3 exons. NCBI's taxonomy places the organism in Eukaryota, Metazoa, Chordata, Aves, Passeriformes, Viduidae. The record is from RefSeq and is a predicted model, not a curated record.
UAGGGGGGGAUGCUGAGGGCAGGACAAGGGGCUGACAGUGCCCAGCCUGGCUGGGGCUGUGCCAGGAGGCCCCAGGGCCUCAGGACAAGGUGUCUCCUGACAGCCCUUGGUGGCACAGACCCUGCUGUGCCCCAGGCCACCAAGACUUGGCUUCUCUUUGUCCCCACCUGUCAUCAGUGCCUCCAGUUCUCUGCUCUGCCUGGGGCCUGGGGACACUUUCUCACUCGUGUCCCACACUGGGACCCAUUAAAAGUCAAAGAAACUUUGCAGUUGGAUUCUGACUUGGAGCUCUGGAGAGGUUUCUGCAGCUCCCUCUCAGGGCCUGAUGUUCAGGGCCUGAGCACAAAGCCCCAGAGGCUCAUUCAAGUGCUUGUGCUGUGUCUGUGCUGCUGAGCUGGGCCGGGCUCUUGGCACAGAGGGUGAUGCUGGUAAGCAAGCAGAGCUUCAAAAGCACAUUUCUCUGGAUGAGCAGCUCUUCUCCCAGCCCAGCAGGGCUGGGGCACUGCCUGCAGCCAGCGCGGGCACAGCCCAGAGGCACAGAGAGCUUCAAUCAGUCAGGGCUGGGAAGGUGCUGAGAAGUGCCUGGGGCAGAAUCACUGCCAGCCCUUGGCACAGGAACCUCUGGCUGCAGGACAAUGCAGCUGCAGCUCCUGCAGUGAUCUCCUCAAGCUGGAACAUGCCAAUGCCCACAGACCCUGUGAGUACAUUCUCUGAUGGUCUCUUGUGCAGAGCAGCCAGGGGUGCCCAGGGCUGUCCUGCAGAGCAGGGUCCUGCAGCCCAGGGCGCUGUGCUGGGCCAGGGACUCUGCUGCCUGCCAGGGACAGCUCUCAGCCGGCCCGGGGAGCUGCUGCCAGCGCUGGCCAGAAGCUGUUGGGGGAAGGAGCCACCCUGAGCAGGGCAGGUGCUGCUGCUGAGAGCUGCUGGCUGGGGCAGGGCUGCUCCCAGCUCCAGACCAGCCUGGGCACAGCUCCGGAGGACACUUCCCAAAGAAGGAGCCGAUUGAGCCUCAUCCCCUCUGGGACACCUGGAAGCUUCCAAUAAAGGUGCCCAUGUGCAGCCACAGCCAAUGUCCAACAGCAGCUCCAUCAGCCACUUCCUCCUGCUGGCACUGGCAGAGACGCGGCAGCUGCAGCUCCUGCACUUCUGCCUCUUGCUGGGCAUCUCCCUGGCUGCCCUCCUGGGCAACGGCCUCAUCAUCAGCGCCGUAGCCUGCGGCCACCACCUGCACACGCCCAUGUUCUUCUUCCUGCUCAACCUGGCCCUCAGCGACCUGGGCUCCAUCUGCACCACUGUCCCCAAAGCCAUGCACAAUUCCCUCUGGGACACCAGCACCAUCUCCUACACUGGAUGUGCUUCACAGAUCUUCUUCUUUAUGUUCUUCAUGUCAGCAGGGUAUUCCCUCCUGACCAUCAUGUGCUACGACCGCUACGUGUCCAUCUGCAAACCCCUGCACUACGGGACCCUCCUGGGCAGCAGAGCUUGUGCCCACAUGGCAGCAGCUGCCUGGGCCAGUGCCUUUCUCAAUGCUCUCAUGCACACAGCCAAUACAUUUUCCCUGCCCCUGUGCCAUGGCAAUGCCCUGAGCCAGUUCUUCUGUGAAAUCCCCCAGAUCCUCAAGCUCUCCUGUUCCAAAUCCUACCUCAGGGAACUUGGGCUCAUUGCUGUUAGUAUGUGUUUGGUAUUUGGUUGUUUUGUGUUCAUUGUUUUCUCCUAUGUGCAGAUCUUCAGGGCUGUGCUGAGGAUCCCCUCUGAGCAGGGACGGCACAAAGCCUUUUCCACCUGCCUCCCUCACCUGGCCGUGCUCUCCCUGUUAGUCAGCACUGCAGUGUUUGCCUACCUGAAGCCUCCCUCGAUGUCCUCCCCAUCCCUGGAUCUGGCCCUGUCAGUUCUGUACUCGGUGGUGCCUCCAGCCCUGAACCCCCUCAUCUACAGCCUGAGGAACCAGGAGCUCAAGGCUGCAGUGUGGAGACUGAUCACUGGAUGGUUUCAGGGACAUUAAACUGCUGGCCAAUUUCUGCAAAUCACUUGUAAUAAAACUCAUCUUUGAUACUU